Molecule: messenger RNA, 2076 nt
Organism: Grammomys surdaster
Lineage: Eukaryota; Metazoa; Chordata; Mammalia; Rodentia; Muridae
Gene: CUNH1orf35
Product: chromosome unknown C1orf35 homolog
Exons: 7
Coding region: 83-865 (260 amino acids)
Source: RefSeq, a predicted model, not a curated record
UGCGAGCGUCCGGAGGGCGAGGGCUGCGGGCAGUCCGACUCGGGAGCGUGGGUACUGAAGGCUGUGCAGCGGCUCCAGCGCCAUGUUCGGCUCCAGUCGCGGCGGCGUGCGUGGCGGGCAGGACCAGUUCAAUUGGGAGGAUGUGAAGACUGACAAGCAGAGGGAGAACUACCUGGGCAACUCCCUGAUGGCGCCAGUAGGCCGCUGGCAGAAGGGCCGCGACCUCACCUGGUACGCGAAGGACCGCGCGCCGUGUACCGGCCCGAGCCGUGAGGAAGAGCUGGCAGCCGUGCGCGAGGCGGAGCGUGAGGCGCUGCUGGCCGCACUUGGUUACAAGAACGUGAGGAAACAGCCCACCGGCCUGAGCAAGGAGGACUUCGUGGAGAUCUGCAAACGGGAAGGUGGAGACCCUGAGGAGAAGGGUGUGGACCGGCUGCUAGGCCUGGGCAGCGCCAGUGGUUCCGCGGGCCGUGUGGCGCUAUCCCGAGAAGACAAAGAGGCUGCCAAACUUGGGCUGUCAGUGUUCACGCACCACCGUGUGGACAGCGAAGGCCCAAGUACUGCCCCAUCUGUUACCAGGAAGAAGCCUCGUGCUGAGGACAAGGCCGAACUGGAUGCAGAGAGCCAUAAGAAAAGCAAGAAAGAAAAGAAGAAAAAGAAGAAGAAACACAAGAAACACAAAAAGAAGAAAGACAAAGAACACAAGAGGGAGGCUGACAGCUGCUCUUCAUCUCCCUCUCCUGCCCGGCCCAGACACCAGAGACAUUCUGACUUCUCUCCCUGCUAUAAGAGGAAGCGGGAACAUAGCCAGGACAGUGGAAGGAACCCAUCUCGCAGACGACAAGACAGAAGCUCGGAUGACUGAGAAUGUGGCUAGACCAAAGGACACCAGAGCCCUGGUUGCCCUGCCCAACUGAGCUCUGUGGGGUUUACAAAGCAUAGCCACCAGACGCCAAGUGGCUACCAGCCCACUCCCUACUUGCCCAACUGUCUCAUUCCUAUGUGGGGUAAGGCAGGUGGCUGCUCCCUGAUAGGAUCCUGAGCCAAGCUUGCUCAGGGUCUAUCUUGCCAUUUGGAGGCAACCACUCCAGGUCCUCGAGUGGGUCCUGGGUUACCAGAGCCGAGUGGUUCUACGAGGGUAGUGCUGUUGCCUCAUCCUCCCACCAAGGAAGAUGUAACUGCCCAGGAGACUGUACUGCCACAGUCCAGGCCCUCGAGGUUUAGGGGUGUGUAUUACUGAUCACUUCUACUUUUUUGUAUCAGCCCACUUUGUACUUAAGUAAAUGUAUUUUAAAAGUAGAGUGUAUUAUCUCACUGAGGACAGGUUAGGCUGGGAGCCCAGGGUUCCCGUCCAGUAUACCUAAGGGCACUGGAUCUAGGGACCAGAAUCCUACAUCAUACAAGUGACCUAGAAGUUGGAAGAACAAAUUUUUGUGGAUCUGAAUGCAUCUGCUGUCUAAGAGGUUCAGUAGCCAGGUAACAGCAAUUUUAAGAGCCUGUGUGCACACAGCAACUUGCUGGCAGCAAGUUCAGAUUGUAAAAGCUAUUAUGCUGGGAGUGUGUACUUUUAGGCAGACCCCCAAAGUGUCCCUGAGAAUCAAGCUGUGGCAGGUCUAAUAUGAGAGAUUAGUUAUCUAAGCAGCACCUCAUGGGGGUGAAGGUCAGUCCACUUAGGCAGGGGCCCACUCAGAAGGAUGGUAGACUUUGGAUCUUCUAGUGGUCACACCUACCCAGAGAUACGUACUCCAAGGCCGGCUGCCUUAGUUGUACCUAUAAGACAUGAGGGGAGUCAAGACAUCCAGAUCGUACCAACUUCCACUAGGGGCUUGAAGGGCACCUGUGUCCUUUAACAGGAAAUGGCUCUCAAUCUCAGGAGGCAGCCUGGUAGUGGUGGCACUGACACACAAGCCCAUCAAAUAGUUAAGAGACUUUAUUCUAAUAGCUAUAAUUACAGUGCUUGUCGAAAUGAAAACUGAAAACAAGUAUACAAAACAGUUGAUUACUAAUUGUGUAUUGAAAGCAGUAAGAGGUUCCACGACACCAAAUAAACCAGUUCUGAGAUUUCCCCAAGAUAAA